UCCCCACAUUCAAGUUAGAAGCAACUUGAAUGUCAAGCUGCGGGAUCUAGUUUAUUUACCAAAUAAUAAUGUCCCUAGCCUUCAACCAACGAUGGAUUUACUUGUGUAUUGCGUUCCGUGGUCAAGCUCGCAGCAAGGAACCGUCAACACGAGUAGGUGCUUUGUUUGGCACUGGCAGAGUUCGAUGCUCAGGAUCAACGAUCAACCGCUGCGCUGCGUGCCCUCUCACUACCGCCGUAUUCAUGCCGGUCCGAACAUUCGUUCUUACAAGCGACCGCCUAGAGUCCGUCGCCAUCGGGAGACCGCCGCGGCCUGAGACGCUCCCUUCAUGGCUCCUUUGUGUACAGAACGAUCGGGAGAGGAAAAUAUAUACGCUAGGCUGCAGUCGAUGGACUUGGUGGACGUCUCAGCCUGCUACAUUCUCGGCGCUCAACAGCUAAAGCCGUGAACAAGGGCCACUGUGUGAGGUGGAGAAGAGUGAGCAUUGUUUGAAGAUCCUUCCACACGUUGCGCCCUUUCGACACGUAUAUGGUAAGAUUGCCCACGAAGCGUCGUUGAGCCGUGGAACUCUCUAUGGACAAAUUCAUGCAGUGCAACGGCGCCUGCCACCUUGAAACGCGUAAACGCAAACAGUUCGGUAAGGGUGUCAAAGCAUCAGGAGGCGGGAUCGCGAUAUGGACAUGUUGAGUGGACACGCAGCUAGCCCUGCUUGUGAGCUGGUCAAUCAUACAAGGCAUGCUACCCAACCCUGCAAUGUACCGUAUGCCAUUCUGGUGGUUGAAAACUGAGCCUCGUCGCACCACAUUUGAUGAGAACGGCAGCGCAUCGAUCGUUGCACGAAUGUGGCUAGCACAGACUUUCAGACCCCUCUGUUUCAAGCUGCUGGCCAGGAACAAGUAAGAAGACUCGGCGUUGUAACCAUUGCUGACCUUGACGAGCAUGGAUGCUGGGCUCCAGAGUAGAGAAUUCAAUAAUCGGUCAAAACAAUGAAGCUGUCUUUCCAUGGAUUAUGCGUUUCUGUUCGCAUGGUCCUCAAGCGCAAUCAAAGAAAGCCCCUGGCAUGGCAUGGUUCCUGAGGGCCCAAUCGUACACAAGUAUCGCCGGGUAUCAACACCAGCUCAAAGCUCACUACUAGCAGAUGUGGAGAGGUUAGACUUGUCCUGUACAGCGGCUACAGCCUGUCAGGUACAACAUUGAAAAGGACCUCAGCAUCCUCGUCACCUCCGGGCUCUCGGCUCGGUUAGUGCAACGUCUGCCUGUGUCGCCAGUUCAGGCAUUAUACUCCUGAAUGUCAACGGCAACGUCAGUGUUGGAAACGUUAAGAAUCCUUCCACCACUUCCAGUGCCCGAUCUGAACUCGAAGCGAUGUGGCACGCGAGGAGACUGUCGGUCGGAGAUCCCCCGCCUUUUGGCAUUGGCGUCUUUACAGUCUUGUGCAACGAUUGG
Exophiala dermatitidis NIH/UT8656 is the source of this 1446-nucleotide messenger RNA. RefSeq lists its product as uncharacterized. The record is from RefSeq and is a predicted model, not a curated record. Lineage: Eukaryota; Fungi; Ascomycota; Eurotiomycetes; Chaetothyriales; Herpotrichiellaceae. Bases 69 to 440 code for a protein of 123 amino acids. The transcript has 2 exons.